Neoarius graeffei (lesser salmon catfish) is the source of this 3213-nucleotide messenger RNA. RefSeq names its product sodium/hydrogen exchanger 9B2. Gene Ontology annotation, molecular function: antiporter activity. Bases 109 to 1593 code for a protein of 494 amino acids. NCBI's taxonomy places the organism in Eukaryota, Metazoa, Chordata, Actinopteri, Siluriformes, Ariidae. Gene Ontology annotation, biological process: proton transmembrane transport. The record is from RefSeq and is a predicted model, not a curated record. The transcript is spliced from 12 exons. Gene Ontology annotation, cellular component: membrane.
AAAUUUGUGAUGUAUAGUUGAGAGUACAUUCCGCGUAAAUUCUCUGAAAGUUACUCUACUUCCUGUUAAAUAACUUCCUCUUUCAUUUUACUGAGUGUGAGGUUAAAAAUGCCUUCCAUAUGUUCAGAAUGCUGCAGCCGAAUUCGCUCCUGCCCCAAACCACAAGGCUUUCUUGCUUCUGUCAUCACAAAAGGUCUGCUGGCUGUGUUGCUGUUUGGUGUUUGUUGGGCAGUGUUGCAGAAGGAGUGUCAGCCAGGACACAACAUAUUUGGUUUGGUGAUUCUGUUCCUGAGUGCAGUGUGUGGAGGGAAACUGGUGGGAGCAAUUACACUGCCAAACCUGCCCCCUAUACCACCAUUGCUGGGAAUGCUGCUGAUGGGUUUGGUGCUGCGUAAUGUCCCAUAUGUGGAAAAGGCUGUGUUUAUCGAUCAAAAAUGGUCUUCAUCAUUGCGCAGCAUCGCUCUCGCCAUCAUCCUCACCAGAGCUGGGCUCGGGCUGAACCCUGCUGCUCUGAGAAAGUUGAAGAUGGUGUGUUUGAGGGUGGCUGUAAUUCCCUGCACUGUUGAAGCCUGUACUGUUGCUGUAGUGUCCCACUUCCUCAUGGGCCUCCCUUGGAUUUGGGGCUUUAUUCUUGGGUUUGUGCUAGCUGCUGUCUCUCCUGCAGUCGUUGUUCCCUCCAUGCUGCUCUUGCAGGCUGAGGGUUUUGGGGUUCAGAAGGGAAUCCCGUCACUCCUCAUGGCAUCAGGAAGCUUUGAUGACAUCCUUGCUAUUACCGGAUUCACCACCUGCCUUGGGAUGGCAUUCGGCACGGGCUCGACAUGGGGCAGUUUGGCAAAGGGACUGUUGGAGGUGGUUGUUGGGAUUCUAGCAGGAGGAAUUUUGGGUGUUCUCAUCCAUUUCUUCCCUAGUGAAGAUCAGGUUGAUCUGGUGUUGCGGCGCUCCUGCAUGUUGUUGGGUUUGUCCGUGUUCAGUGUGUUUGUGAGUCACGUGGCCGGGCUGGGUGGAGCUGGCGGGCUGAGCACACUUGUUCUCUCCUUCAUUGCUGGAAUCAGCUGGGGCAAAAAUAAGGCCCCAGUAGCAGCUGUUGUUGGGAGGUUUUGGGAUGUUUUUCAGCCACUUCUUUUUGGACUGAUAGGAGCUGAAAUUACAAUUUCUACACUCAAUGCUAAUACUGUGGGUUUAGGAGCAGCUGCUCUAUGUAUUGGUGUUGUUGUUCGUGUGUGUGUAACGUUCACUGUUGUUUUGUUUGCUGGUUUCAACCUGAAGGAGAAAAUCUUCAUCGCUCUCGCAUGGUUACCUAAAGCUACAGUGCAGGCAGCCAUAGGUUCCACAGCCCUGGACAUGGCACGUAAUGAAGAAGACGAGCAGCUGGAGCGUUAUGGGAUGGAUGUGCUGACAGUGGCAGUGUUAUCCAUCAUGAUUACAGCUCCGAUUGGUGCACUUGCUAUCGGACUAGCUGGACCCAAACUGCUGCAGAAAUACACGGAGAUAGAGGAGAUAAACACACAAGGCACACAAGCAGAUAAAACCGGAGACAUCUCACCUCCAGAACUACACAAACAAACACCUCAGGAUUUGGAGAGCAAACUAUAAACACACACACACACACACGUGAUUCCAUUACUUUAUUACAUUUUAAUAUUUUUUGCACUUGUUUUAGCUUUACUCUUUGCUUUAUUCAUAUUUAUUUGUUAUAAACAGAUUAACAUUAUUAAAAUGCAAACUAAUGACAUUUUAUUUAAGCACAUUGAAGAGUAAGAAAAAUAAAGUCAUGCUAAGCUGUUGGAUAGGUGUGGAAAGUGGGUUUGUGUGUGGAUUAUAUGUUAUAUUUCAAUGUUAAAUGUUUUAUUCUGUACUGUAGUCGUGAGAGUUAGUGAGGACAGAAAGUAAUGACCAAACAAGGAAAGUGGGGAAAUAGUGUCAUGUAAUGGAAUCCAACUGUUUACUGGAAUAGGACUGAUUUUUAGCAUGUAACAUCUGAAUGUGUGUGUGUGUGUGUGUCUAAGAGGGAUUUAUACACGAGUGUGUGAAUCCUCUGACACACACUUAUACUUCAGUCUAGAGUCUGAUCUAGCGUCUGCUGCACACACAACCUCUAUUGUCUUCAGACAUUAUUAUAAUCUCAGUUAAUAGCUAAUUACCCAACUGUGACUCACUCUUAAAGCCUGUGUCUAGUCUUUUACACACAAACAAGUUCUAGUAUAUAAGCAGCAUGGACAGAGGUGUGUGUGUGUGUGUGAGAGAGAGAGAAAGAUCAUGGCACUGGAGAGUGUGUGUGUACUGCUGUGUGUUUCACUCUUCCUUCUUGCCGGCUUAUCCACAGGUCAGUGAACAGUGUGUGUAUGUGCUAAAUUGUUCAGAUUUUAGAUUGAUUUACGGACUGAUCGAUCGAUCGACAUCUCUCUCUCCCCUGUUUAGGACUGCAGUAUAAAACUCAGAGAGACUUGGACACCUGGUUAACAGGAUUUGAGCCAAUCAGCAUUGAUGGAGCCGCAGUGACGCCGCCCUGUAGAGUGUUCUGGGUGGAAGCUGGACCAGAUAAGACACUGGAGGACAGAUUAAAGCCUGUGACGACGGUAAAGACGACGCAGUCCAGCAUGAAACAUGUCACCAUCUCUCACAAACUGAAACCAAGCCGGAGCUCAGCAUCUGAUUGGUUGUUGGGGAAGUUUCCAGCUCAGAGUGCGUCGUCCCACCUGCUGGGGGCGCUACAGAGACACAAUUUGGUUCAGGGCUGGAACAUUUUGUCCAAUAAGAGACACUCAGACUCAUCAUCAUCUGAAGAGGACUGAACCACUGGCCAGGACAAAUCACCACCACUAACGCUGUAGGAUGCAGACCAGGUUACAGAGUGAACUUCUUGAAUAUGCUGUAGGAAAUGUUUAACUGCUGAAUCACCACUGUAUUUAAUAUUUUAUUGCAUACAGUGACUGAAGAUAACUACAGAGCUAGCUGUUUAUUUUCACCAAUAACAGCCACUUUGUCUAAUGCUAGCUAUUAGUUUUAUCAUAAUUGCCCAAUAUAUUAUUUAAAUAUUUAAGAUUAAUGUAAACAUUUGCAUUCGUUCAAUUUUGUGUUUGACUGUUAAUCAGUCAUGCCCUGAGUUCAUGAUGAUGUCACUGCUUGUGAUGUCAGUUUCACAUUAACUAAGAUUGUGUGAUAUGCUCGUAUUUAAACAUUGCAUUACAUUAUUAAAAUCUAGCAUUUCUUUUG